AUGGCACACUUCAAGUUCAUAGCACUUGCUUUGCUUAUUGCUUCAUGUGCUUUGUUGGUGGAGAGCCGAGCUGCUAGAAAGGACUUGGGUCUGGACUUCGGUGGUGAUCUUGCAGUUGGUGUGGGUGCGGGAACCGGAAUUGGAUUGGGAGGUGGUGGUGCUUCCGGGUCUGGAUCCGGGUCUGGCUCUGGUUCUGGGUCAGGUUCUGGCUCCGGCUCUGGGUCAGGUUCUGGCUCUGGCUCUGGUGCAGGUUCGUCUGCUGGGUCAUAUACCGGUUCUGGUGCUGGCUCGGGUUCCGGUCCUGGUCAAGGAUAUGGUGAAGGAUUCAGACCAACCAGAUCCGGACCAUCCGGAAAAGGACAGGGGAAUGCGCUUAGUCCAGGAUCUGGUUCUGGACAUGGCGAGGGCUAUGGCUCAGGGUCCGGCUCUGGGAGAGGUUCAGGGUCCGGAUCCGGUUAUGGUGAAGGGUCCGGAUACGGGUCUGGGCAUGGGAAGUGA
Messenger RNA from Magnolia sinica, 498 nucleotides. RefSeq names its product glycine-rich cell wall structural protein 2-like. The record is from RefSeq and is a predicted model, not a curated record. The transcript has a single exon. Bases 1 to 498 code for a protein of 165 amino acids. Lineage: Eukaryota; Viridiplantae; Streptophyta; Magnoliopsida; Magnoliales; Magnoliaceae.